Drosophila erecta is the source of this 736-nucleotide messenger RNA. RefSeq lists its product as uncharacterized. The transcript is spliced from 3 exons. The record is from RefSeq and is a predicted model, not a curated record. Lineage: Eukaryota; Metazoa; Arthropoda; Insecta; Diptera; Drosophilidae. Bases 82 to 405 code for a protein of 107 amino acids.
UCUUAUCACUCUUUUCCGUCUUGAAAAGCACAGCUGUCUGUAAAUAUUACUAAAGCAGCUUAUAUAUUCAGUUUAUUCAAGAUGCGCCCGCUGGUUGUAAUGAUACUAUUAAUAACUGCUUGGAAAAGUAGCUCAUCCGCUCCAACACCCCGUUCCUAUGAAAAGUAUUCAGUAUACAAGGUUUUCAUUGAAACUCGAUCGGAUCAACAGGUUAUCGAUCGACUGCUGGAAGAUCCAGACAAUUAUAACUUGUGGCAUCGUGGCUUAAAAGAAGUCCACCUAAUGGUGAGCCCUAUUGAAAAGGAUUCUUUCCUAGCUGUUAUGCGAAAGGAACAUAUUGUUGUGGAAGUAAUAAUAAAAAAUGUUCAGACACUUAUUGACGAGUCCAAAGGUGAAACCAUUUGAAAAUUAAAUUAUUACUAGUGGCGAAUCUAUUUUGUGUCCUAUUUAAGCUGAUUUUUAAAUAUUUUUCCGGUAUGUUUAACUUAAAAUCUUCCUAUUUCAGCAGUGAUUUAACGUUUACAAUAAAAUUUAUCAUACACACGAAUUAAGGAACCAGAAUUAAAGCUAAUCAAUGAUGCAGCCCAAUGGUACGAGUAUGCUUCACAUCUUAUGUGGUCUUGUGUAAGAUUUGUAAGAAUUCCAAAAACAUAUUAUGUAUAUCUUAGGGACCUACCAUUUCUUAAUCAAUUGGUGACAUGCCCAUGUGGUCAUAAAGAAUUUUAUUAAACUUGAA